Oryctolagus cuniculus (rabbit) is the source of this 940-nucleotide messenger RNA. The record is from RefSeq and is a predicted model, not a curated record. NCBI's taxonomy places the organism in Eukaryota, Metazoa, Chordata, Mammalia, Lagomorpha, Leporidae.
GUGAGGGGAUACGAAUGUUGGGGGCCAGGGUCUGCAUCAACAGCUUCGAGGAGUGGCCUUGGGAAGCACCUCCCACUGUGUGCCUGUGACACCUGAUGAGGGUGGGAGAGGCAGCCUCCACGCGUUAACUCUUUCAUCUGUGGCCUCGCUGCACAGCUGAAGCAGGCUCCAAUUGUGCAUGGAAUGUUCCGGUGAUACCCUGGGAGAAGAUGGGGAAGGGCUGCAAGGUUGUGGUUUGCGGAUUGUUAUCUGUGGGGAAAACUGCAAUCUUGGAGCAGCUUCUCUACGGAAAUCACACCAUAGGGAUGGAAGACUGUGAAACGAUGGAAGAUGUGUAUAUGGCUUCUGUGGAAACGGACCGGGGAGUGAAGGAGCAGUUACACCUUUAUGACACCAGAGGCCUACAGGAGGGCGUGGAGCUGCCAAAGCAUUAUUUUUCGUUUGCUGAUGGCUUUGUUCUUGUAUACAGCGUGAAUAACUUGGAGUCCUUUCAAAGGGUGGAGCUUUUGAAGAAGGAGAUCGAUAAGUUCAAAGAUAAAAAAGAGGUAGCGAUCGUCGUGUUAGGAAACAAGACCGACCUUUCGGAGCAGAGACAAGUGGACGCUGAGGUGGCGCAGCAGUGGGCCAGGAGUGAGAGGGUGAGGCUGUGGGAGGUGACCGCCACUGACCGCAGGACGCUCAUCGAGCCCUUCAUGCUGCUGGCCAGCAAGCUCUCCCAGCCCCAAAGCAAGUCGGGCUUCCCUCUGCCUGGGCGGAAAAACAAAGGCAACUCCAGCUCUGAGAACUAGACGUCACCCCGUGCAGCGCCGACUGCAUCAUACAGAGAUGAAGGUUUAAAACAGGUCAUUGGUACCUACCUUUGGUCCUUGGGAAACCCCUAAGGAAGUAAUGUGCUGCACUUUAGGCUGUAAUUAAAUUCUUUUGGCUACGUUUAUUACUA